Messenger RNA from Emiliania huxleyi CCMP1516, 2251 nucleotides. RefSeq names its product acetyl-CoA synthetase. The coding region runs from base 1 to 2220 and encodes 739 amino acids. The record is from RefSeq and is a predicted model, not a curated record. The transcript has 17 exons. Gene Ontology annotation, molecular function: AMP binding; acetyl-CoA synthetase activity. Lineage: Eukaryota; Haptophyta; Isochrysidales; Noelaerhabdaceae.
AUGCUCGUCGUCGCCACCGCUCUUUCCGCGGGCCUCGUGCUGCCUCGUGCUGCCUCGCCGAGCGCUGGCCUCGUCCGGCCUGCGCACGCGGCGACGCACCGCGCCGCCGUGGUCGCCGAGGCAGCUGCCGUCGUCGCGAGCGAGGUGGUCACUCCCUCCGAGUUUCCGGCCGGCAACCUCCGCAGCCUCGCCGAGUACGACGAGAUGUACGCGAGGUCGGUGGCGGACCCGUCGGCGUUCUGGGCGGACAUCGCCGACUCAUUCCACUGGGAGCGCCGCUUCGACGAAGUGGUCGACGCCAACUUUGACUCGACCAAGGGCAAGGUGUUUUCGUCGUGGUUCAGCGGAGGCACGACCAACCUGUGCUACAACGCUCUCGACCGGCACGUGGCCGCGGGCAAGGGCGACCAGGUGGCCUUCUACCACGAGUCCAACGAGGAGGGCGAGGAGCUCCCCGCGUGGACUUAUGCUCAGGCGCUGGCCGAGGUGCAGCGCCUCGCCAACGCACUGCGCGGCGCCGGCGUCAAGAAGGGGGACCGCGUCACACUCUUCAUGCCGAUGGUGCCUCAGCUGGCGCUGGCGAUGCUCGCGUGCGCUCGGAUCGGCGCCGUCCACACCGUCGUCUUCGGAGGCUUCUCCGCCGAGGCACUCGCCUCGCGGAUCGAGGACGCCGCCUCGCGCGUCGUCAUCACGGCCGACGGGGUGAUGCGCGGGAAGAAGCUGGUCGGGCUGUACGAGAUCGCGGACAAGGCUGCGGGACUGGUGCGGGGGCUCGAGGUGGAGACGCAGAUCGUGCUGCAGCGGCUGCCCCCCGACGUCUCCGGCGUCUCGCUCAAGCCAGGGCGCGACGUGUGGUGGGGUGACGCGACGGCGGCCGCCGAUCCGGAGUGCAAGGUGGAGUGGGUGGGCGCAGAGGACCCGCUCUUCAUCCUGUACACGUCCGGCUCGACCGGCAAGCCGAAGGGCGUGCUGCACUCGACGGGCGGGUACAUGGUGUACGCCGCCACGACCACAAAGUACGUCUUCGACCUGCAGCCAGGCGACGUCUACUUUUGCACCGCCGACUGCGGCUGGAUCACCGGCCACUCGUACGUGACGUACGGCCCACUCCUCAACGGAGCGUCGCAGCUCGUGUUCGAGGGCGUGCCUUCCUACCCGGACGCAGGCCGCCUCUGGCGCAUGGUCGACAAGUACACGAUCGCGCAGCUCUACACGGCGCCGACGGCCAUCCGCGCGCUGAUGCGGGAGGGGACGGGGCCGCUGCAGGGGACGAGCCGCUCGUCGCUCAAGCUGCUCGGCUCGGUGGGCGAGCCCAUCAACCCGGAGGCGUGGCGCUGGUACUACGAAGAGGUCGGCGGCUCGCGCUGCCCGAUCGUUGACACGUGGUGGCAGACGGAGACGGGCGGCGUCAUGAUCGUGCCGCUGCCGAUCCAGGGCGCUUCGAUGAAGCCCGGCUGCGCGAUGCGUCCCUUCUUUGGCGUGCAGCCCGCCGUCAUCAACGAGCAGGGCGAGGAGAAGGAGGGCGCGUGCGAGGGCCUCCUCGCUAUCAAGGCGGCGUGGCCGUCGACCAUCCGCGACGUCUUCGGCGACUACGAGCGGUACCAGCAAACCUACUUCCCCAUCCCCGGCUUCUACCUCACCGGCGAGCCGCCACGACGAGGAGGCGACGGCUGCCGCCGCGACGAGGACGGCCACUACUGGAUCACCGGCCGCGUGGACGACGUGAUCAACGUGUCUGGCCACCGGAUCGGCACGGCCGAGGUCGAGUCGGCCGUAGUGCUCCACCCGAACGUCGCGGAGGCGGCGGUGGUCGGCUACCCGCACCCGGUCAAGGGGGAGGGCAUCUACAUCUACGUCACGCUCAACGAGGGCGUACACGAGUCGGACGAGCUGCGCAAAGCCCUCGUCAUGCAGUGCCGCUCCGAGAUCGGCGCAUUCGCGGCGCCCGAUGUGGUCCACUGGGCGCCAUCGCUGCCAAAGACGCGCUCGGGCAAGAUCAUGCGGCGCAUCCUCCGCAAGAUCGCCGCCUCGGGCAAGGAGGUGACUGCGGACGAGCUCGGCGACACCUCCACGCUCGCCGACCCGCCCGUGGUGGACCAGCUCAUCGCCUCGCACGGCAUUUGGCUGACGUACGUGGCGAGAUCCGCGGGCAUCCGCCCCAUGCGCAACAUUUUCACGUGGGUGGGUGUCAGUGGUGGCUCAGAGGCGCAGUCGCUGUAAAUAAAUAAAUAGAGCAGGCAUACUUCGUAUC